Zingiber officinale is the source of this 408-nucleotide messenger RNA. RefSeq lists its product as uncharacterized. The record is from RefSeq and is a predicted model, not a curated record. NCBI's taxonomy places the organism in Eukaryota, Viridiplantae, Streptophyta, Magnoliopsida, Zingiberales, Zingiberaceae. Bases 1 to 408 code for a protein of 135 amino acids. The transcript has a single exon.
AUGCUGGCACAGAGGCGUCUUCCCACCAGAGACAGACAGGACUAUCUAGAGGACCAGCAGUGCACUUUUUGUGGACAGGUUCUAGAGACACAGGAGCAUCUAUUCUUCGGGUGCCCCCCUAUCGCAGAGUUAUGGAGGAGGAUCAGAGACUGGCUUCACAUGCGACCGGAGAUGUCCACCUACCGGCGGACGCUGAGAGUCUUCGGAAGACAUUACCGUGGGAGUAGGAUGCUGACAAAGGCUCAUCAUCUUGCCUUGUCAUCUAUGAUACAUUAUGUAUGGAGGGCUAGAAAUAGUAGUUUCUUUGAGGAGAGGCAGUUAGACAUUGAGAGGAUUCUCAGGAGUGUGCAAAUUCAUGUAUACCGGUCCUUGGGUCUUUACUCUGAUCUGAGACUUUGUCAGACAUGA